GUGUGUGUGUGUGUGUGUGUGCGUGUGUGUGUGUGUGUGUGUGUGUGUGUGUGUGUGUGUGUGUGUGUGUGUCACGGAUAUAUAUGAACCUCAGGGCAUGGACACGCACGCCACUCGACUGAGGACCCUCGCCUUGAUCACUUAGCAUCCCAAAACAGGUGUACCAGCAGUCAUGACACGCGUGGGGAUGGCGUUGUGGGUCCUAGCGGCCGCCUGUGUGCUGGGGGGAGCGAGUGCGGUGCCAUUGUUUGAGGAGAAGAGCGGAGACUUAUGGGCCGUUCUGGUGGCUGGCUCCUACACCUGGAUGAACUACCGGCACCAGGCGGAUGUGUGCCACGCCUACCAAAUCCUGCACCAACACGGGGUUCCAGACGACCAUAUAAUUGUCAUGAUGUACGACGACAUAGCCAACAACAGGGACAACCCAACCCCCGGCGUGAUAACUAACCGCCCUGAUGGCCCCGAUGUGUAUGGUGGCGUGCCCAAGGACUACACCGGCAAGGACGUGACCCCAGAGAACUUCCUGAAGGUGCUGCAGGGGGACGCGGAGGGCCUGAGGGGCGUGGGCUCCGGGAAGGUGCUCCAAAGUGGCCCCAAUGACCGAGUGUUUAUUAACCUUGUGGACCACGGCGCGCCAGGCAUCUUCGGCUUCCCCACCACCUUCCUGCACGUGGACGAUUUUAUGAACGGGAUCCUCUCCAUGCAUAAAAAUAAGCAGUUCAAUGAGCUCCUCAUUUACCUGGAGUCGUGCGAGUCGGGAUCCAUGUUCAAGGCUUUGCCGGAUGAUAUCAACGUGUACGCCGUGUCUGCCGCCAACGCCACGGAGAGCUCGUACGCAUGUUAUUUCGACAAUAAGCUCUACACCUUCCUCGGCGAUGUGUUCAGCAUCAAGUGGAUGGAGGAUACGGACAGGGAGGACGUGACGAAGGAGACCCUGGAGAAGCAGUUCGAGUUGGUGAAGGAAGAAACCACAACCUCGCACGUGUUGCAGUGGGGCCAGACCUCCCUCGCGAGCAAGAAAGUGUCGGCCUUCGUGGGGAGCAAGCAGACCAACGCCAGCAGCACCUACGGGCCCUUCGAGGAUGUUGAUGACCCAUGCCUGAAAUCGUCCGUCAGCAGCCCCGAUGUGCCCCUGGCCAGUCUGCUCCACAAACAGGAGGAGGCUGAGGACGACCUGAUCGGGGUGGACUACUGGAAGGGGCAGGUGGAGGAGCUACAGGAGAACCGCACCUUCGUGGAGGACAAGAUGGCUAAGAUCGCGCGUGCCGUGACGGGCGACGAUGAACUGGCUAAUAAAAUGAUGACCGACUCCCACCACGAGAUCCACAAUGUCCAGUGCCACAAGAAAGCAACGAGCGCCUGGCAUGACCUCUGCUUCGAUCUCGCACAGAACCCGUAUGGCCUUCGUCUGGUGCACGUUGUAGUCAACCUCUGCGAGCAUGGGUUCUCCGCCACCGACUUCACCAUCGCUGCCAGGGCCGUCUGCACCCACGACCCUGUCAAUGGCAUCGUCUAGUGAAAGGGGGUUUACUCUUUCGGAGGAGGAAGAGGAGGAGGAGGUGAAGGAAGAAGAGGAAGCCUGAUCGCAAUAGGGCAUAAGACUACUAAAAUUCACCACCCUUUUAUAAUCAUCAGGAGCAAGGGCGUAUACUCUCCCCUUCUUGGCUGAGAGGAGGAGGUGAAGGGAGUGAUGCCGGAAGGGAGAAGAGGAGUUAGGAAAGUUAAAUAAUGAAAAGUGUUAGAAUGUCAUCUUUUUCUGUGUUGUUCUAGUUCAUUAAAUCUUGCACCUUUCUCCUGGACAAUAGUUCUUAUUCUUUCUCCUUUCCUUUACUUUUCCUCUUGUUUUAUCUGUUAUUCCUUUUUUUUUUACAGCUUAGUCAGUUCAAGGGCAUAAAAUAAGGUAACAUGCUAAAAAAAAAAAAGCCCGCCACUCACUGCUCCUAUAAAGAGUUGCUGAUCCUCCUCCUCCUCCUCCUUUUAUUUCUUUUCUUAUUCCUCUUUUUUUCACUCCUAGUCAACCUUCAGUGUCUCACCUUUCUUCUUUCCAUUGGUGUUUAUUCCUUCUUUUAUUCCUAUUCCUUUUGCCCAAUCUGUUACUCCUCCUCCUUUACCUCUUUUCUAACUCCUCUUUCUUUCACUCCUAGUCAACCUUCAGUGUCUCACCUUUCUUCUUUCCAUUGGUGUUUAUUCCUUCUCCUUUUAUUCCUAUUCCUUUUGCCCAAUCUGUUACUCCUCCUCCUCUUCCUUUACCUCUUUUCUAACUCCUCUUCCUUUCACUCAAGCUUCAGUAUAUUUAAAGACUAUCUCACCAUUAAAGAGGAAAGGCGAGAUAGCCUGUACAUACUGAAGCUUGACUGGGAGUGAAGGGAAGAGGCGUAAGAAAAGAUAUGAAAGGAGGAGCAGGAGUAACAGAUAAGGGAAUAGGAAUGAAAGGAGGAGGAAAAAGAACAAUGUAAAUAAGAAAGGUGUGACAGCCUCCAUGCACUGAACCUUAACUUGGAGAGACAGGAAGAGGAGUAAGAAGAAGUAAAAGGAGGAGGAGGAGGAUCAGCAGGAACAAGAUAAAACAAGAGAAAAAUUAAAUGAAAGGAGAAAUAAGAACCGGUGUAACGAGAAAAUGGUGCAAGAUUUAGUAGACUAGAGGAAGGUGAUUAAAGAAGAUGACUAAUUCUAACACUUUUCAUUCUUUAACUCCUCUAAACUCCUCUUCUUCCUACUGGUAUUUCUCCCUUCACCUCCUCCUCCUGGGCAAAGCAAGAGAGAGGUUCUUGUUUCUUCUUUCAUUCCGUCUCUUUAUUUUAUUUGCUACUCAUCCUGCUCCUCCUCCUUAUCCUUCGCCUCCUCCUCCUCCUGGUCAAGCAAGAGAGAGGUUCGUUUCUCCUCCUUUCAUUCCUUCUCUUAUUUUAUUUGCUACUCAUCCUGCUCCUCCUCCUCAUCCUUCGUCUCCUCUCUUUUUCUUACUCCUCUUCCUAGUUCAGAUUUGGUGCACACAGGCAGGCUCACGUGUUUCUGAUUUGCUUCUAGGCCCACGAGCGAUGUUAGAUUCGAACCAAUCAAGUUACGAGUGUCUUUUUAAUUUUUUCCGUCGUUUAUGAAGUGACGAAUGACCAGAGUCUCAACCAGUGUCUCUGAUUUCUUCAACUGUAAAGGUGAGAGUCGUAACCUGUCUCUGAUGUCCCCAUGGAGCGCAGUGAUACACUUGUCGAUAGGUUAAUACAAUACUCAUAACUGUAUAUUCCCUUUUAACAUCUGCCUCCUAAUAUACACUUUAAGAUCAAUAAAGUUAUAAUUCUCAA
Eriocheir sinensis (Chinese mitten crab) is the source of this 3296-nucleotide messenger RNA. Its product is annotated as legumain-like. The coding region runs from base 173 to 1516 and encodes 447 amino acids. The transcript is spliced from 10 exons. Gene Ontology annotation, biological process: vacuolar protein processing. Gene Ontology annotation, molecular function: cysteine-type endopeptidase activity. NCBI's taxonomy places the organism in Eukaryota, Metazoa, Arthropoda, Malacostraca, Decapoda, Varunidae. The record is from RefSeq and is a predicted model, not a curated record.